Messenger RNA from Exophiala bonariae, 861 nucleotides. RefSeq lists its product as uncharacterized. Lineage: Eukaryota; Fungi; Ascomycota; Eurotiomycetes; Chaetothyriales; Herpotrichiellaceae. The record is from RefSeq and is a predicted model, not a curated record. The transcript has 2 exons. Bases 1 to 861 code for a protein of 286 amino acids.
AUGGAACUUGGAAUCGCCAUUGCAGGAAUCUUACCUCUGGCAGUGGAGUUCUCCAAAAUGAGCAAAAGAUACUACAAAUCAUUUCGAAGAGCACCCAUAGAAGCACAACGCUUUGGCACCUUGAUCGAAGAGAUUUCGGACACCCUGACGAUGUUCUGUAAGACGGCACGCGACGUAGAAGAAAGGAAAAUCGCAUUCGCGAGAAGCAGGAAGACGAAAAGAGCGGUAGCAAGGCUGAAAAGAGUAAUGGAGGCGAGUAUUCGAGAAAUCCGACCGAUCCUCAGGAAAUUAAAACCCAUUGGGAACCGCAAGUAUCCAUGGAUCAAGCGAACAAUUGCAAAAAUCAACUGGGUCACCGGCGACGAGCGAGAAAUCAAGAAUUUGAUGGUCAAUCUCAACACCACAAAGCUGGAUGUUGGUCUUCUUUUUAACAUGUUCAGUGCCAACAUCCAACUGAAGAUCCUAGAGGAGUUGGAGAAAAACGGGCAACAAAUACCGAAGUAUCUUGUCCAAGAAAUAAUACUCUUGAAAGAGCGGAACAAGAUCCUCAACCGCAGAUAUAAGGAGGCUGUCAAGCAACGUGACGCGUUAGCAGCUUCCACUGUCACAAACAACACCAAAAGUAAUCGGGAAGGAUUUGCGAGCCUAAGCAUGUCUUUUGGCCAAGAUGUCCACGCAAUAAUCGAGGAGGAGAUGCCUACCGUUGAGGCCACCAUCGAAGAAAUUGUGAAGGAUCAUAGCGGUUCCUCCACAAUUGAGAUCAUAACGAGCAGCACAACGACGGAUUUUAGUGCCCCAGGAAAUGAGGUGAAGUUCAGAACAAUUUACAAUAUGACUAGUGAUGCUGACUUUGUACGGUAG